Messenger RNA from Haliotis rubra (blacklip abalone), 1794 nucleotides. RefSeq lists its product as uncharacterized. Lineage: Eukaryota; Metazoa; Mollusca; Gastropoda; Lepetellida; Haliotidae. Gene Ontology annotation, biological process: negative regulation of translation; protein polyubiquitination; proteasome-mediated ubiquitin-dependent protein catabolic process. Gene Ontology annotation, molecular function: ubiquitin protein ligase activity; translation repressor activity; protein binding. The transcript has 3 exons. Bases 1 to 813 code for a protein of 270 amino acids. The record is from RefSeq and is a predicted model, not a curated record.
AUGGUUAGAAAAGGACCCGACAAGGAGAACCUGCUCUUUCAAAUUGAUAUCUCCUCUGGCAGAAGUUCGAUGUCAUCCAUGACACGGACAAGCUGUGUAGGGCACUUGAAGCUGGGCGAGAUACACGUCCAGGAUGACGACGUCCUGGACCUGAAGGCUGCUCUUGAGUUACAGGACACCAUUAACGAGACAGUAGCAGGAGAUGCAGGUGGAGGAGACCCCACUGACGUGACGGUGUUAGAGGUGAAUGGUACAGACACAGUGGUAGUUACAGACUACAACAACAACAGUGUAAAGUCCUUCUACACCAGGAACAGUCAGCCAGGUCACAGCAAGCUCAGUCUGGAAGGUAGACCAUGGGGUAUAACAAGGCUGAAACACAACCAGGUGGCUGUCACUGUGCUGGAUACCAGUCAGAUUGUAACAGUUGAAGUGAACCCUGACCUGGUGCUGCUGUCGACCAUCACAACCAGCAAACAGUACUGGGGUAUAACGUCUCUGACACCAUCAACACUAGCAGCAAGUUCCGAGUCCCCUCCCUGUGUUGAUAUCCUGGAUAUGUCGGGACACGUGCUGAAGUCAGUUUGUCCUGGCCACAGAGGUGGAAACAUCUUAAAGUAUCCCUACUUCCUCUGUACCACGAGGACAGGAAACAUCCUGGUGUCUGACUGUGGAACCAAGUGUGUCGUGUGUCUGACCCCCGAGGGAGAUGUGGUGUUCAACUACAGACCUACAGGACACACAGCACUGAAGGAUCCAGGGGGUAUCACAAGUACCAGCACAGGCGACAUCCUGGUGACAGACAACUCAUAACACAGAGUCAUCCAUCUGACAGAGUCAGGACAGUUUGUUAGAAACAUACUGACAUCACAGGAUGGUGUCAGUAUCCAUACGGACUCUGUGUGUUAGUGGGCGUGGUCGUAUGUACUUGUGUACAGACAACGUAGUGAAGGUAUUUACAUGUUGUAAGUGAGUGAACAUGUCACAAUACUUCCCUUCAAUUAAACAAAAUUAUAUGUUACUUGGAGAUAUAUGAUGUGAUGCACUGUAGGAACUUUGCACUCUGAAAUAGUUUUACUCUUGUGUUUAAUCUUAUUGUCUAAACAUAUUACUGAUUACUGUGUAAAUGUUUUUGGUCAAAAUAUGACUGAAAUACUGCUGAUGUGUCAGAUGUGACGUUAGAUAUCAACUCACUCACUCACUCCCUGGUGUUUAAUCAUUCUGACAAAUCAUCCAUGACUUUUGAUGUGAAUGUGACGAAUCAUACCUGUUUUAGAAAGACCCAGCUUGUAAUGUUAUGAGGGUUGGUGGGGGUAGCCUAGUGGUUAAAGCGUUCGCUCGUCACGCCGAGGACCCGGGUUCGAUUCCUUACUUGGGUGCAAUGUGUAAAGUCCAUUUCUGGUGUCCCCCGCCUUGAUAUUGCUGGAAUAUUGCUAAAACCGGUAUAAAACCAUGCUCUCUCACCCACUAUAAUGUAAUGCAAUAUAAACAGUGUUUGCACUGAAACAAUGAAAGCUGCAGGCCCUAAGGACCCAAAACCAUAAAACGGUGUAGGUCCUGAUCAGAAUGUGUAGGUCCUAUAUUUUAAUAUGGAAAUAAUACUCUCAGUUAUAGUCGGUACUUCUGUUUUCUGUUCAGAUACAUUGUCUCAAUAACACCAUAUGGUACAAAAUCAUGUAGAAUAUUGCUAUUUUGAGUUUAAUCUAAGUGACUUUGAUGAGCAAUUUUAUACUGAAUUUACUAAAUAGGUUGCAUGUUUUAUGGCAUGUUUGUGAUAAACCUGAACAGCUGUUA